Penaeus vannamei (Pacific white shrimp) is the source of this 459-nucleotide messenger RNA. It is a transcript of the gene Snapin, whose product is annotated as SNAP associated protein. Lineage: Eukaryota; Metazoa; Arthropoda; Malacostraca; Decapoda; Penaeidae. Gene Ontology annotation, biological process: lysosome localization; synaptic vesicle exocytosis; regulation of synaptic vesicle exocytosis. Gene Ontology annotation, cellular component: BORC complex; BLOC-1 complex; synaptic vesicle. Gene Ontology annotation, molecular function: SNARE binding. The record is from RefSeq and is a predicted model, not a curated record.
GCAAAGAUGGCCGACACGGAGAGUACCUGCACUUCCGUAGAUGACAGGACGGAGGAUCUGGUCUCUCCUACGAGGGAUGCGCUCGUGGACGGCAUCGUAGGACUCCUCAAACCUUGCCUGGAUCAGCUGGACGAGCGGGUGCGGGCCACGAGAGUGAGCCAGAGCGAGCUACAUCAACAACUUGAGGGUCUAUCAGUGGAAUUGACAAGGGUCCAGGAACAGACGCAGUGUCCACUCCAGCUCGAUGCCUACAUAAAGAAGCUGCAGAAUGCCAAGAGAAGAGUGGUUGUAGUUAACAAUAUUCUACAAAAUACACAGGAUCGACUCAAUAAAUUGCACAACCAGGUCAGCAAAGAAACAGCACGUAGAAAAGCCCUGUUAGAUACCAGUUCGCCAUCGACAGUCCCAUCAACUUCACUUCAUGCACCGUGACUUGACUUUCCGUCAUAAAAAAAAAAA